AUGGCUGACAUUCUUCGUUUAAAUAAAGAAAAAGAAUUAAAUCAAUAUUUAUCUCAAAUUCAUGAAAAUUUUGAAGAUGAUGUUGCUGUUAAUGAUCCAGUUUUUAAUAAUAAUACACUUGUUCACGAUAUACUUAUGAAUGAUACAAAUGCUGCUGGUGCAGAUGCUGGUUGUACAUUAGAUGAUGAUACACUUGUUGAUAAUUAUAUACUCGAUGGUGAUGAUUAUAAUUAUAAAUUCAUAUGA
This is a messenger RNA of Rotaria sp. Silwood1, 246 nucleotides long. The record is from the annotation of a GenBank genome assembly. Lineage: Eukaryota; Metazoa; Rotifera; Eurotatoria; Philodinida; Philodinidae.